GGAUGCAUCACUGCAGCUGGGCUCUCACCAGGGCAGAGCACGGGGGCAGAAAACUGUCCCUUACCCUGAUGGCUGUUCUGCUUUGGAUGCAACCCAGGACACCACUGUCUUUCCAAGCUGUGAGUGCACAUGGCCAGCCUCUCAUCCACCAGCACCCCAGGGAUGCUGCCCUCGAGGUACACCAAGGGACCACCCACACCUCUGAUAAAGAGCAGAUGCACCUUCACAUUUUGAGCAGCACUGACCUGCAGCACAGCACCCGGGAACUAACUUUGUGCCUGGGAACAGCCGGAGUGCCACCUCCUGCUCCUGGUAUGAAGUACACCAGCCUGCCAGCGGGAAUCCCCCUCCCUCUGUCCCACAUCAUUCACAGCCAUCAUCUCCUUGCACCAUCAGGCACCAAAACCCAUGUGGGAACUCAGGUCCCCUCAUCCCACUUCCAGCUGCCUUUGUUGAUCAGGGCUUUUGUAGCCAGAGCUUCAACACAGAAUCACAGAAUGGGUCAGGUUGGAAGGGACCAGAGUGGAUCACCUGGUCCAACUUCUCUGCUUAAGUAAGGUCAUCCUAGAGCACAUGUCACAGGACUGUGACCAGACAAUUCUUGAGCAUCUCCAGUGAUAGAGUCUCCACAAUCUCUGUGGGCAAUCGGUUACAGUGCUGGAAGUAAAGUUCUUCCUCAUAUUCAGGUGGAAUUUCCUGUGCAUCACUUUCUGGCCUCUGCCUCCUGUCCUGCUUGGCAGCACCAAGCAGAGCCUGGCUGUAUCCUCAAUACCCUCCCCUGAGAUAUUUCUAGACAUUGAUGAACUCCCUUCUCAGUUAUCUCGAGGCUGAAUAGGCCCAGCUCCCCCAUCCUUUCUUCUUAGGAGAGAUGCUCCUGUCCCUUAAUCAUCUUUUUUACCCUCUGCUGGACCGGCUCCAGGCUCCAUUUCUCUCUUGUACUGGGGAGCUCAGAAUUGGAAAACGUACUGCAGACACUGGGAAUAGUAAGGCUUAAUAUCAAUUUAUAUUAUUAUUCCCUUGGACACUGAAAAGACAACGUCUCCAAACACUGUUUUGCAACGGCGACAGGGACCUGCCAUACACUCUGGCCCUGACACCUUCUGUCUCCGCACCUCACCGCUAAGCUGCGGCACAUGCAGCCUCAGGCCGGCACAGCUACGCAGCUCCCGGCCUCCGGGAGCGCUGUAGGAUGUAGGUGGGACUGCGCGGAUUCCCGAUUCCCUGCCCCAGCCAUGGAGUCGAAGAAGCCGCCGUAACCACUGUGGAACACUCUGCAAUGUGGUUCAACCUGUGUCUGUAUUCCUCCGCGACGAGGCGCGGAAAAGAGUUCCUCGCCGGGGCUCCCCGCCGCCCCUCGUCGCGGCGCUUGGAGGUCUCGGUCCUGCGGCCCUCCGAGCGUCGCGUCGAAGGGCGGCGGAGAGCUGUGGCUGGCGACCGCACAGCAGCUGUACAAAGCCGAGAACCCAUUGCACGCCAGCCCCUGUCAUGGCCGCCACUAAACGGCGAGUCCGAUGCCUCCCAUACACCGUCCAGCUGUGGUUCGCUGACCAAGACCGCUUUAAGGCGGAAGGAUACAAUAUGCCGUGAGGCUCCCUUCCCGUUCCGUGCCUCUAAAAACCGGCCGGGGGGAGAGUGCAGCAUUUUCGCCGGUCUCUCACAUCGGAGACGGUAGGGACAGCUUGGGAGAUGGGGCUGGGCCUGAUGCCCUCACCGCCUCCUCCCUAGCUCUCAUGUCCUGAAAAUACUCUGAAAACAGGCUUGCUUUGUAGAUGCCCGAGAAGGUGCAGCACAAGGAGGAGGAGGAUGCAGAGACCUUCGCCUUCCAGGCGGAGAUCGCCCAGCUCAUGUCGCUCAUUAUCAACACCUUCUAUUCCAGUAAGGAGAUUUUCCUGCGGGAGCUCAUCUCCAACGCCUCCGACGCCUUGGAUAAGAUCCGGUAUGAGAGCCUGACCGACCCCUCAAAGCUGGACAGUGGGAAAGACCUGAAAAUUGACAUCAUCCCCAACCCCCGGGACCGCACACAUCUGGUGGACACUGGCAUUGGGAUGACAAAAGCAGACCUCAUCAACAACCUGGGCACCAUUGCCAAAUCUGGAACUAAAGCCUUCAUGGAAGCCCUGCAGGCUGGUGCAGACAUCUCCAUGAUCGGGCAGUUUGGUGUGGGUUUCUAUUCUGCCUAUCUGGUGGCUGAGAAGGUGAUUGUCAUUACCAAGCACAAUGAUGAUGAGCAGUAUGCUUGGGAGUCAUCAGCUGGGGGCUCAUUCACUGUCCGAACUGACCGUGAUGAGCCCAUUGGACGUGGCACCAAAGUGAUCCUGUACUUGAAGGAGGACCAGACUGACUACUUGGAGGAGCGUCGUGUGAAAGAGGUGGUGAAGAAGCACUCCCAGUUCAUUGGCUACCCCAUCACACUCUAUCUGGAGAAAGAACGUGAGAAAGAGAUCAGUGAUGAUGAAGUAGAGAAGGAGAAAGAUAAGAAGGAAGAAGAGUCAGUGUCCAAAGAUGAAGAGAAACCCAAAAUCGAGGAUGUGGGCUCUGAUGAGGAGGAGGAGGGAGACAAAGGCAAGAAGAAAAAGACCAAGAAAAUCAAGGAGAAAUAUAUUCACCAGGAGGAGCUGAACAAGACCAAACCAAUUUGGACCCGCAACCCUGAUGACAUCACCCAGGAAGAAUAUGGCGAGUUCUACAAGAGCCUCACCAACCACUGGGAGGACCACUUGGCUGUCAAGCAUUUCUCUGUGGACGGGCAGCUGGAGUUCAGGGCCCUGCUUUUCAUUCCACGCCAUGCCCCUUUUGACCUCUUUGAGAACAAGAAGAAGAAGAACAUUAAGCUUUAUGUGAGGCGGGUCUUCAUCAUGGACAGCUGUGACGAGCUCAUUCCUGAAUACCUAAACUUCAUCAGGGGUGUUGUGGACUCAGAGGACCUUCCUCUGAAUAUUUCUCGUGAGAUGCUCCAGCAGAGCAAGAUCCUCAAAGUGAUUCGCAAAAACAUUGUGAAGAAAUGCUUGGAGCUCUUUUCAGAGCUGGCAGAAGACAGAGACUACAAGAAAUUUUACAAGGCUUUUUCCAAGAAUCUAAAGGUGGGCAUCCAUGAGGACUCCACCAACCGAAAGCGCCUUUCAGAGCUUCUGCGGUACCAGAUGUCCCACUCAGGCAAUGAGGUGACUUCACUUUCUGAGUACAUGUCCCGUAUGAAGGAGAACCAGAAGAAGUACUACAUCACAGGGGAGAGUAAGGAGCAGGUUGCUAACUCAGCCUUUGUGGAGCGUGUGCGGAAGCAUGGCUUUGAGGUGGUAUACAUGACAGAGCCCAUCGAUGAGUAUUGCGUGCAGCAGCUCAAGGAGUUUGAUGGCAAGACUCUGGUAACAGUCACCAAAGAGGGGCUGGAGCUGCCUGAAGAUGAGGAAGAGAAAACAAAGAUGGAGGAGAGGAAGGCCAAGUUUGAGAACCUCUGCAAACUUAUGAAGGAAAUCUUGGACAAGAAGGUGGAGAAGGUCACUGUCUCAAACCGGUUGGUGUCAUCUCCCUGCUGCAUUGUCACCAGCACUUACGGCUGGACAGCCAACAUGGAACGCAUCAUGAAGGCUCAGGCACUGCGGGACAACUCUACCAUGGGCUAUAUGAUGGCCAAGAAGCACCUGGAGAUCAACCCUGAUCACCCAAUUGUGGAAACCCUUCGCCAGAAGACUGAUGCUGACAAGAACGACAAAGCUGUUAAAGAUCUGAUGGUGCUACUCUUUGAGACUGCUCUUCUGUCCUCUGGUUUCUCCCUGGAAGAUCCCCAGACCCACUCCAACCGCAUCUACAGGAUGAUCGAACUUGGGCUUGGCAUUGAUGAAGAUGAGAUGACUGCAGAGGAGCCCAGUACAGCUGUCCCUGAGGAAAUCCCCCCUCUGGAGGGAGAUGAAGAUAUAUCCCACAUGGAAGAGGUAGACUGAAGGAGGAAGGUUCUUCCUUCACCUGCCAGACCUCUGCUCUGUCAUGUCUGCUUAGAAGACGGUCUGCUCCCACCAGCUGCUACUGACUUCUUGGUGGUGUCUGUUCUUUUGGCUGUGUUUGGUUGGGGUUGUUUUUGGCAGGGUGCAGGAGGGCAUGAUUCCCUUUUUGUUAGUAGUGAUUCAGGUAGCCUGAGGUCUGUCUGUUCUGUGUCUUUCCGCUUGUGUAGGAACAGCUGAUGGGGAAUGGAGGAGUGAGGAAGCAUUAGGCUUCCUCUCACCCCCUCAUGGAGUGUCCCAUGUUACCAGUAGGCAUCAAAUACUGUCCUUAUGCCAUUGGGGUGGGAGAGUCCUUCCUCUGAACUGCUGCCUCCCUGAAGCCCCAGAAUAGCACAAUGUAUUUUGGAUGAGUUUUGUUUGAUUAUUUUUGGUUUUUUUUUUGUUCUACUGGCAUUAAAGAACUGAUGAUUUACAUG
Molecule: messenger RNA, 4411 nt
Organism: Poecile atricapillus (Black-capped chickadee)
Lineage: Eukaryota; Metazoa; Chordata; Aves; Passeriformes; Paridae
Gene: HSP90AB1
Product: heat shock protein 90 alpha family class B member 1
Biological process (GO): protein stabilization; cellular response to heat; protein folding
Cellular component (GO): plasma membrane; cytosol; protein-containing complex
Molecular function (GO): ATP binding; ATP-dependent protein folding chaperone; disordered domain specific binding
Source: RefSeq, a predicted model, not a curated record